AUGGGGCAGUUAUACAAACUUGCGCUGUUCGUUUUGGUUCUGGUGGCAGUGCUACACAAUUCAUCAGGAGGAAAGACAGGGAGUAAGAGCAUCCCUGCCAAGAAGCCAUCCUAUAAGCCAUCACAGGGGACCAAGUCCCAAACCAAAUCUCCCAGUCAACCCUCCAAUCCUGGAUCUCCCAAACAAAAUCCUGGAGCAGGUGGCUACCCAAAUCCAGGAAGAUAUCCCAAUCAGAAUCCUUCAGGAGGGGGUUACUCUAACCAAUAUCCAGGUAAAAGUGGGUACAGCCCUGGUGGGUAUCCAGGAGGAUCUUACCCAGUAAGAUCUGAAGGACAGCCUGGAGGAUACCCAGAAGGACACCCUUCCAUUGGAGGGGGAUAUACCAACUGGAACCCCAAAAACAAGAUCCUCAGUCCACGCUAUGGAGGCUCUUUUGGAGGAGGCGGGUUUGGAACAGGUGGCUCCCCUUUCUCCAAUACAGUAAAAAGCAUGGGCUACAGUCCAUCUGAAAAUUCCAAAGGUUUUGCAAAAAAGGCAAUGCUAGCUGCAGGCAUUGGGGCAGUGGCAGGAGUAGCAGUAGGCUAUGGAGUCGGGAACUUUCCACGGCCAAAGGUCCCAUUCAGGAGCCCUCAGGAGGAACGUCAAUACAACCAUUAUACGUAUGCACGUCAAGCCACUCCAUCUAAAGACAAAAAUAACAAGGGAGAACCCAAGUACACAUCAAAGCAACCAUACCAGGCUCAGUCAUAUGAACAAUACAUGAGCACAUGUAUGAAGCGAAAGGAUCUUCUAAAAGAGCAGGACACGACAGAUUCUGGAGAUCGCAGAAAUAUUCAAAGGGAUGAGCCACUGACUGAUAUUGCAGCUGCGAACAACACCGCAUCCCCAAUGUCUGUCAAUGAUUAUCCAAAGGCCGCUGUAGUUCGUGAGGAUGAUAAUGAUACAGUGAGUAUCAUGCAGAUUGGUUAUCCAGAUCUCAUUGAGCAGAUGAAAACUCGAAAGUGUGUUGAGCUGUACCUGGUUUACUCCGAGAGCUUCCCCGAGAAGCAGAAAGAAGAUAAAAGGGAGACAAAGGAAAGACCUUUCAAUAACCACAAUGGACACCAGGUCUCUGGAGUGCUUCUGUUGCUCACUACUUCCUGUAUGAUGCAUCUAAGUGUCACUUAG
Messenger RNA from Puntigrus tetrazona (Sumatra barb), 1167 nucleotides. It is a transcript of the gene prnpb, whose product is annotated as prion protein b. The coding region runs from base 1 to 1167 and encodes 388 amino acids. Gene Ontology annotation, biological process: protein homooligomerization. Gene Ontology annotation, cellular component: membrane. Lineage: Eukaryota; Metazoa; Chordata; Actinopteri; Cypriniformes; Cyprinidae. The record is from RefSeq and is a predicted model, not a curated record. The transcript has a single exon.